CGGGGGUUUGCGCUCCUGUUGCUGGCUCUACCCCUCGCGGCCCGCGCCGAUUGCCCGUGCCAGGACCCCGCGCUUUGCCGACCGAUCCGCCACCACCCUGCUUACGAGGUGUUUGUGUUUGAUGUUGGACAUAAAACGUGGAAGUCUUAUGAUUGGUCACAGAUUACAACAGUGGCAACUUUUGGAAAAUAUGACUCAGAACUUAUGUGCUAUGCACAUUCAAAAGGAGCCAGAGUAGUGCUAAAAGGAGAUGUGUCUGUAAAGGAUAUCAUUGAUCCUACAUUCAGAGAAUCUUGGAUAACUCAAAAACUCGUUUUGGCCAAAAAUCAAUAUAUGGAUGGAAUUAAUAUAGACAUAGAACAAGAAGUAAAUUGCUCAUCACCAGAAUAUGAUGCAUUAACUGCUUUAGUUAAAGAGACCACAGAAGCUUUCCACCAUGAAAUUGAAGGGUCACAGGUAACCUUUGAUGUAGCUUGGUCUCCAAAGUAUAUAGAUAGAAGAUGCUAUAACUACACUGGAAUUGCAAAUGCUUGUGACUUUGUUUUUGUAAUGUCAUACGAUGAGCAAAGUCAGAUCUGGUCAGAUUGUGUUGCAGCAGCCAAUGCUCCAUAUAAUCAGACAUUAACUGGAUAUGAAGACUAUAUAAAGAUGGACAUUCAUCCUAAGAAACUUGUAAUGGGUGUACCCUGGUAUGGUUAUGAUUAUACUUGUCUGAAUCUAUCUGAGGAUGAUGUUUGCACUAUUGCAAAAGUCCCUUUCCGGGGUGCUCCUUGUAGUGACGCUGCCGGACGCCAGGUGCCCUAUAAAGUGAUCAUGAAACAAGUAAACAGUUCUGUUUCUGGAAGCCAAUGGAAUAAAGAUCAGCAGGCUCCGUAUUAUAAUUAUAAAGAUUCUUCAGGCCAUUUUCAUCAAGUGUGGUAUGACAACCCUCAAAGCAUUUCUUUAAAAGCAGCGUAUGUACAGAAGCGUGGCUUACGAGGCAUCGGCAUGUGGAAUGCAAACUCUCUGGACUACUCUGGAGAUGCUGAGGCCAGACAGCAAACUGAAGAAAUGUGGAAAGUCUUGAAACCAGACCUGGGACAGAGAAGACUAUCUUUUCUAUGAAAAUCUUUUGUCAAACUAUUAAAAUUUAAAUAGACAAAUCUUUGUAAAUAGAUUCAGUUUCUU
Messenger RNA from Elephantulus edwardii (Cape elephant shrew), 1167 nucleotides. RefSeq names its product chitobiase, di-N-acetyl- (gene CTBS). Gene Ontology annotation, cellular component: extracellular region. The coding region runs from base 205 to 1104 and encodes 299 amino acids. Gene Ontology annotation, biological process: carbohydrate metabolic process; chitin catabolic process. Gene Ontology annotation, molecular function: chitinase activity; chitin binding. NCBI's taxonomy places the organism in Eukaryota, Metazoa, Chordata, Mammalia, Macroscelidea, Macroscelididae. The record is from RefSeq and is a predicted model, not a curated record. The transcript is spliced from 7 exons.